AUGGCGUUGCCCAAACUCACCACCACAGCCACGGCCGCCACCGUGACAGAAACAGCAAAAUCCUCGGAAACUUCCUCAGAUACGGUUUCAGAUGCAUCCAGUGCUAGCCAGUCUACCAGCCAAUCAUCCGCCACUGAUUCCACGGCUUGGACCACACCAGAAGUGACAGUUCCACCAAUGGACUCCAAUCCCUUCAUAUACCAGACACAGGCCCCAACGGGAACGGUUUUCAUCUGCCUCGGCGCUUUGGCAGCUCUCAUUUUUCUGCUCUACGCCUUCAUCAUGGGCUGGAAGGCUUGGCGGUCGCGCAAGGCAGCUAAAGAGAUGGAUGAAAAGACCAGGGUUUAUCACCCUACAUUCAUGGGAAACCGGGCCUCCUCCCUGAGUGAGCCGUUGAUCAACCCCGUUUGGUCGGAGCAAGGCCGGUUCAACAAUGCUAGUAUCUACGACACGAACCGCUUUUCUGUGGCAGAUCCAGUUUCAAGGGCAGAUGUGUUCAACCUGGGCCAGGUGCCGAUGUUUGGUCACGAUAGAAGCAGGUCGGUGAUACGCUUGACUUCACAAGAACUGGAGUCUCCGCCAAGGGCUUCGAGUUCACAAUCGCCAAUCAGAGAGCGGGGACAUAGGACACUUCCUAGCGUGAAUCUCGAGAAUCUGUUGAAUGAUUUGUAA
This is a messenger RNA of Kuraishia capsulata CBS 1993, 672 nucleotides long. RefSeq lists its product as uncharacterized. Gene Ontology annotation, cellular component: cellular bud neck; fungal-type vacuole. The coding region runs from base 1 to 672 and encodes 223 amino acids. NCBI's taxonomy places the organism in Eukaryota, Fungi, Ascomycota, Pichiomycetes, Pichiales, Pichiaceae. The record is from RefSeq and is a predicted model, not a curated record. The transcript has a single exon.